Messenger RNA from Nipponia nippon (crested ibis), 498 nucleotides. The record is from RefSeq and is a predicted model, not a curated record. Lineage: Eukaryota; Metazoa; Chordata; Aves; Pelecaniformes; Threskiornithidae.
AUGCCUUCAACCCGCCUCUCCGCGCUGCUCGGCCCCCUGCCGCGCUUCGGCGUGGGCCGCACCGUCACCCGCAAGUCCUGGCUGUGGGCGCACGACGACCCCUGCUACUGGGUCAUCACCAAGGUGAAGGCGGACCACACGGCCCAGAACAUGGAUCACGGCAGAGCGUGGGGCUGCCUGACCUUCAGAGCUAACACCGGCUCGCUUCCCUGCGCCGGAGGCAAAACUGAAGAAGAAGUGCGAGAGAUCGACAAGGCCAUGUACCAUGACUGGCGCAUGGUGCCCAAGCAUGAGGAGGAAGCCUUCAAGAAAUUCACCCCAGUGCCAGAGGAGUCCAUUCGGUACCUUCCGUACCCACCUCUCCUCCGAGCCAUGAUCCUUGCACAGUGGCAGAAAGAGGGAAAACCAAUCACAGAGGAGCCAAUGAUCGAUCUGGAGAAGGUCAUGGCCUCUUCCGUUCAGGGUGCAAAGAAAAAAGCUACAGGGACACCAGUAUAA